Messenger RNA from Limulus polyphemus (Atlantic horseshoe crab), 4274 nucleotides. RefSeq names its product protein ABHD17B-like. Gene Ontology annotation, molecular function: palmitoyl-(protein) hydrolase activity. The transcript has 2 exons. Gene Ontology annotation, cellular component: plasma membrane; endosome membrane. Lineage: Eukaryota; Metazoa; Arthropoda; Merostomata; Xiphosura; Limulidae. Gene Ontology annotation, biological process: protein depalmitoylation. The record is from RefSeq and is a predicted model, not a curated record. Bases 201 to 1082 code for a protein of 293 amino acids.
ACGUCAUAUGCAAGGUCUAAGAGGGCGUCUUGUGUGUGGUGAUAGAAUGUUAUGGUUAGGUUAAGAUAACAAUAACAAAGGUAGUUUAAAUUUAUUUUUAUUUGUUAUAUUAGUAGUGUAAAUAAUAUCAUCUAUCGUUAUUUUAUGACAUAUUUCUAACGUAAUACGUUUGAAAUUUUAAGUCUUUUUAGCGGAGACGAAUGCCAAAAAAGUCGGAAAUGAAUGGGUUGUCGUUCAGUGACAUCUGUUGUCUCUUUUGUUGUCCUCCUUUCCCAUCACGAAUUGCUGCCAAAUUGGCUUUCCUUCCGCCAGAUCCUACAUAUUCCUUUAUUCCAGAUGAAGCUGGAACAAAAUUUACUCUUAAACUAUCAGAUAGAGCUGAGUGGCAGUAUUCCCAGAAAGAACUUGAUAACUUCGAAGUAUUUUAUACACGAACAACAAGGGGCAAUCGCAUAGCAGGUAUGUAUGUUCAUUGUUCGCCAAAUGCAAGACAUACAGUACUUUUCAGUCAUGGGAAUGCCGUCGAUCUUGGUCAGAUGAGUAGUUUUUACUUAGGUUUGGGAUCUAGAAUAAAUUGUAAUAUUUUUAGUUAUGACUAUUCUGGAUAUGGAAUCAGUAGUGAUAAACCUUGUGAGAAAAAUUUAUACAGUGACAUUGAUGCUGCUUGGCAUUUAUUGAGAACAAAAUACAAUGUUAGCCCAGAAAACAUCAUUUUAUAUGGACAGAGCAUAGGGACUGUCCCAACUGUGGACUUGGCAUCAAGAUAUGAAGUAGGAGCAGUGAUUCUACAUUCACCUUUGACUUCUGGAAUGAGGGUGGCCUUCCCAAAUACCAAAAGAACUUGGUUUUUUGAUGCAUUUCCAAGCAUUGAAAAAAUCCACAAAGUAACCUCUCCGGUGCUGGUUAUCCAUGGAACAGAGGAUGAGGUGAUUGAAUUUUCUCAUGGUCUUGCAAUCUAUGAACGAUGUCCAAGACCAGUGGAGCCCUUGUGGGUAGAAGGAGCAGGUCACAAUGAUGUGGAAUUGUACGGACAGUACCUAGAACGUCUGAAACACUUGAUCUCUGUGGAGUUGGUUAAUUGACAUCAGCUUUAAAAUAAGUUACGGAAAUCUAACCUGGUCAUCUUAUCUAUUUCUAUCAUUGCUACACAAAGAAGUUUGAAUUUCUAGGAAAAAAAACUGUGACUUUACCUCGUACAAAGCUGAGUUAUAAACAAUAUGUCUGGUGAUAUUCUUUUAUCACAGUGACAUGAUGAAUCACUGGUAGUCUUCUUAGCCUUAAGAUAAAUCAAUUUAUUGAAAUUACAAAAAAAGGUGCCAUUUCAUGAAGAUACAAUUAUAUAUAUAUACACACACAUACAAGUACGUACUUCUGCAGGUUGCAUCAUCAGAUUGAGAAUAUGGAGAAAAGAACAUAUUCUAUAAGAGUUGAUUUUGACUUUCGUUAUUAAGAUUGUUUUAUUUUACCGAACAAAAAUUUUUCUUGAGUCUUUAAUAAUUAGAUUUUACCUGUUUGUAUUGGAAGUGUUGGGUAUACGAGUUCCUUUGUCCACCUGUGUUAAUGUGAAGGUAAUUGGUGUGCUCAAAAUGUACAGACAUAACAAAGAUUGGCACACUAUAACUUGCAUAGACAUUGUUCAUUAAUUGCGAGUCGACACCGAGAAAGUUUUAGUUUUAAAAUGGCCUUGUUCCUGUUUAGGUUUUGCAUAACAGCUUCAAAGGCAUCUAAACUAAAAGGUCUAAGUACUUUGUAUCGAUUUAUCCUGUCCACUUCAUUUCAACCUUAGAAAAUUUCAAAUAUAAGUAUAUUUUCUAUUUCGAAAUUUGUUCAUAUUUUACUUGAAAGUUAGUCGACAAUUUUUGGAGGUUGUAUGGGGGUAAGGAAAUCCAAUAAAAUACUUUUUAGGUGACUUUCCAAAAAGGAAAGAACAUAAAAUAUUGUAAUAAAUGAUAAAGGAAUUUAUGCAGUAUGAGAAAGACUGAUAAGUCUGGUGGAAUUUAUUUGGCAUAUCUAAAUUCCAUAUAUAAAUAUAACAUACUUCUUGAUUUGAAGAGUAGAAUUUUGAGUCGAGUAUAUUUCUGACAUAUGUUUCAAGUGGCAACCUUAAUGUAUAUUUAUUUUUCUAUACUUAAAUCUAGACAUAUCAUUAGCAUAACUAUUUUCAGUUGCAGUGUAGGAAGAAUUUGCCUUUACGGAAAGAAUAAAUUCGGAAGCAAGUUAGUGAAUGUACACGCUUAAGUUGAUGUUAAUCAUCGACACGUGUAUUUUACUGGUUUAGUUGUGUGUAUAGAUGUUUGAAGGUUUAGCAGGUUCGUCUGUAUUUUUGAAAGUGUCUUAACAUACUUAUCUGUAAGAUUAGCGAAUUUUCAAUGUUGAUUUCACUUUACUCUUGAUAAUAUAGUAGGUUUUUUGUACCUACUUGUAUGUUGUGCGUAUUAAUUUAAUAUCGUAGAUUUACACGUGUACGUGACUUUUGUGCACAUGUCAUGCAGUUUUUUUUAUUAUGAGUUGUUCUUUAAUUCUACUUUAAAAUUAGAUUAUUCAAGGAACAAAUAAAUAUAAAUGAUGAUGCUUUUAACCUAAAAAAGUACAACUACACUUCUUCUGCUUUGUGAUAACGAGAGCUUUGAAUGUUACAUGAAGAACAAACAGGGUAACUUUUAUCCUCAUUCUUACUAAAGGUGGAACUUAAUAGUGUUAACAGAUCAAAAUAUGGCGUAUUGUUUACAAAUUAGUGAGCAAUGUAAAAAGUUUCCCUUGCCGUGUACAAGACCUUAUGUUGCUAAAAGUGAGUAGGGCCUAAAUUUACUAGUUGAUAUGAAACUAACCAGCUGACUUCUUUAUCAUUUACUUUUAAUGGUGAGUGUACAUUAUUAGUAUUAGCUGGAUAAAUAUUUAAAUGAUAAGGGCUGGAUUUGAGGAUGUUUUUAUGAUAGUUUUUUAAUUUGGAAUUUAGUGGGUGGGACAGUCUUGAUGGACAACUAGGCCCCAUGUUGUUCUUACUUAUUAUGUCAUUGUCUCCAGAAUAUAGAACAAAGAAAACAGAGACCUUUAUCCUAUCAAGCCCCUGAAUAACCUUGUAAACUUCAAUAAGAUCAUAUCUAAAUGUGUUAAAGCACCAACCUUGAGCCAAUUUAAUCAUGGCAGAUUCACCAUUAAAAGUAAACAAUACACUACUCAUAAGCACGUGACUUUUUUACAGUCAUUAAACUGUACAGCUCUUUGGCUUGAUGAUCAGGGAAAGUGUGUAUUUCUGAAACACAGAUGCACAAUCUAGAAUAUCACUUUAGUUCUUAAUGAUUUCAUUUUGAUUAUAAUAGUUUUAUUUGACUAAUUAGUUAGCUUAUUUAGACAAAUAAAAUAUCUCGGGCUUACUAUUCAUUAGUACUGUUCUUAUGAAUUUACUAAAGCUAGUUGUGAACAGUAUCCCAUAAUAAUUUAUAAACUUGUUGUAUUUUUUUGGUGUACAUAUAGUAAAAUAACAUUUACUCAUACUGCCUUCAUUUCACAAUAAGCUAUUAGCCUAUGUGGUGGACUCAUAAAAGAAAUAUUUUUUGAAAUAAUGUUUUCAAGAAAAUAUCUAAUAAUCAAUUGAUUAGCUUCAUCUAUAAGAACACCGUUAACAUGAGUGUACACAGUUUUAAAGAACACUUUCAAACGGUUAUAUUCUUAUUGCUGCACCAAAGGAAAAAAUGUUACUUCCAGUACAGUAGUGUGAUAUUUAAAACAAUUUUUUACAUAUUUCUUGUAUAUUGUAAUUUGGCAAGUCAUUUAUAAUUACUAAUUUCUAAAAUUCAAUAAUGAUCUAAUACAAACAUUCCCAUCUUUCAUAAUCUUUUACAAUUCUCAUUUAACUUUGUGAAAUAACAUUUCUUUUAGCAGAGUUGGUGGUUUAAAGUUUGUUAAAACUAGGUCUCACUGAGUAUCAAUUAGCACAAGAAAUGAACAUUUGGAAGAAUAACAUUUUUCAACUACAAACAUUACUGAACUGUUACUCCUUUAUAAGACCAGUUUUUUUCUUCUUUCUUUAUUUGUUAAGUUCUGAUUACCAUAUCCAAGAUUUUCUUAAUAUUUUAAAUGGAUUUGGAGUAGAUUUGAGAAUUUAGCGUAAUGCCUGAAAAUUUAUACUGAUAUAUAGAGGGUGUGUUCAUUAUGAUGCUGCUGUGUAUGUACAUGUUUUCUACAUUAUAGUUUCAAAUCUACAUAAUUCACACUACAUCUGAAUUGUACAUUAUUGUUUCAAGUCUACAUGAUUCACACUAUAUCUGUUCUCU